Messenger RNA from Procambarus clarkii (red swamp crayfish), 1185 nucleotides. NCBI's taxonomy places the organism in Eukaryota, Metazoa, Arthropoda, Malacostraca, Decapoda, Cambaridae. The record is from RefSeq and is a predicted model, not a curated record.
CCACUAAAUCAGCAGCCACCACACAUAUUAAUAUAUGAACAAAACUAUUUUAAAUAGCUAUAUUACACAAAUAUAUAAUUUACAAAUAACCAAACGAUACGACACUUACGAAUAACACCAAACAGAAUUGUCGUGUGGAAUUAUGUAACGUUUUCAGCAUGCAAAACCUUCAAUAUUUUCCACGAGGCGACGACGCAUCCCAUUGGCUGGCGAAUUCCCCCGAAGACUGCCGCGGUUGGGUAAAGCCUUCAGAGCGUUGGAGGCUUCCCUGUAAUUGGUAGACUGGCAUGGUAAGGGGUGGAGGCUCAAUGUGAUUGGCUGAAAGUCGUUAAGGGGUGGAGCCAGAGGAAGGAGGGGGCGAGGCAGGAGGUAAUACAGAAGACAUGUGCUGAGAGGUCCACUUGCGCCGCGGAAGUUCGAGGAAGCAGAAGGAGCUUCGCGGCGGGAACUGCCUGCACCAGCGACCGUCAUCCCAGGCUUCAGCGUUACUCCUCUGGUCAGGCGCAGCAGCAGCAGAGCAGGAUGGUAGAAGCUUGUGGUCGUCGCGUGCUGCUGGGGGUGUUGUUGGCGGGCACGCUGACAGCCGCCGCCUCUCGACCCGCCCAGUUCUUACUCCCAUUCCAGCUGGAGUAUGAUAUCAGGCCAGCUGGUAGCGUCGGCGAGCCAGAUGGGUUUGAGGAUGUAGCCACACCACUGGGGUCCGACCCCCUGCUGCCCCCGGACCCAUACCUCACCCACCCUCACCUCUACAAGCUAGUUCCAUCCAAGAGAAGAUACUUGGGUAUUGAGCUGCCUGACUACAUCGCCAAGAACAAUCACGGCAAACUCAAGGAGCAGAUGAUGUCUUCCGGCAAGUAGUGAGGUCAAAUACCCAUCUGUGAUGUCACCUGCUCUUCUGUGACGUCACCAUCCCGUCUAUUCCGUUACCUUUCAACGUGUGCGCCACCUAUCAACCUAACAACAGCGAUGACGUCAUAUACACAUAUGUACUGUGCUGUGUUUUUAUCAUGUGAACCUUAAUGUAUUAUUCAGCAUCGAAUAUGUCCAAAUAUAAGACUAGUUUUGAUAGCUCAGUUAUUGAUGAAUACCCCCAGUGGGGCGACCCCCCCCCCCUAUGUGGGCGUAGCGUCGGGCGGCAGCGGCCCACCUGAUGGCGGCCACAAAGUUAACCCUAACAUGAGAUGU